AUGAAGGUCGGGCUUAUAUAAGUAAUUUUUUUUUAUUAAAUUUUUUAGCAAAGACAGUAACACGGUUAAAUUAAUGUCUUCAUAAGUUCAUAUAUAUCGAUCGUGGCUAUUAUGCGAUAUAAGGAUAUGCUACCGACUUAUAUCUUGGGAUUUCCUACUUAAAGAAUUCACCAACUGGACUAUAAUCUCACCAAAAACCACCAGUCACUCCUUUGA
Molecule: messenger RNA, 216 nt
Organism: Paramecium sonneborni
Lineage: Eukaryota; Ciliophora; Oligohymenophorea; Peniculida; Parameciidae
Source: the annotation of a GenBank genome assembly